CACAACUCCCAUAACUCAUCUUCAACUGUCAGCCAGGAUACACCUUUACCUUUCUUUAACCGUCAUCUCCCACUUCUAGAUUGUCUAGACCCAUCCUUUCAACUCCGAGAUCAUCUUUCAACUCGAGAUAGACGCAAGGUCUAAUUCAGACAUUUACUCUUCCUUUUUCUAGUUUAAGAUGGUCGCAGAACAUAACUGCGUCGCCUGUUCGGCUAUUCCCUCUCAACCCAUGACGGUUAUAGCUUCUACCUAUGACGGCAGGGGUGAACCUCGAUCUAAAGUGCUCUUAGGCAUUGGCAAGGGUAGUCGACAUAUCGUUGACUUCCCAGAGGAUGGGAUUUAUCUUGUUUACAAGGACCGAGCCCUUCAAGUUGCUGGAUCGCAAUGCACUAACAGGAAGUGCAACUGGGUAUGCUAUUGCGACAAGGAUCGACUCCCGACCACCCCAUGCGACCCCCCUACUCAUCGUACUUUGAAAAGCAUAGCAAGUGACUGGACUACGUGGAAGCCUUGCAACGACUGCUUAUUCCGGUGGCUCUGUCUGUACCAGGUUGUCGAAAAGUCGUAUCCUUUUCAAUUACUCGCGUACCCACGUACGCUCACGUGGACUAGCUCUUUGGGAUAUGAUGCUUUUCAAUACGAUGAUGAAUGGGAGGAUCUGUCAGAGCAUUAUUAUGUUCGUUCAACGUACAACGGGCGGCGUCAGACUAUGUCGGAUGAUCCCACGUCAGUACGAGUGUUCAAUUGGAUGCUAGAGGCUUGGGUUGACUUCGUUAAAAUGGGCGGCUAUAAGGGUGCCUCUGUGAAGUCAGUCUCGGAAAGCGAUCCUAAUGUGACAGCACUCUCGGACACCGAUUUUGAUGUGAUAUCAGAAUACACAGAGUCUAUCGGAGAUAUAGUAUCGAUCAAGGAUGACGAGAGCGAUAGUAGGCGUAUUCAGAUUGCAACCCCGCCCUCCAGUCACCACGAAGCUGAAGACGACGAUUUUGACCAUAUCGAUGAUGUGAUAGAGGAAGAGUUCCCCAUAUUGCACGAGAAAGAGAUUGCUCGGAAGAAAAAGGCUGCGCGCAACAAGAAAGUCGCGAACAAUGAACGCAAUGACCAUGGUGAGGACCCACCAGCGAUAAUUCCUCCAAAGGACAUGGCAGUUGGUCGCGGAUUCAGACCAACCUCUCAGGACACCAAGCCACAAACGAGGCCAGGACAGAAACGCCAGCACCGCGACCUCGACGUAAACGAUGACGCAUCGCGUGCAAAGCAACGAAAGAGAGAGUAUGAUGUUUCAUCGUGGAUCAAGUCUGGACGCCGACCUUAUCCGAACACUACUCGUGCCCAGGACAUCGUGGAAAGUUGGCGGCAGAGCAAUACUCGGCGUUAAAGCGGCUAUCAAUACAAGAAGAAGUGAAAGAGACUACCAUAAUGAGAACACGGUUUCGCCAUUCCCAGAGCUACGAGAGCGUCCUUAAGUAAAGGAUGACGGGUUCAACACUCAUUCAUGGCCUAAUCCAUGGCCAUACAAAUAAUCUUUUUUACAAAAAGAAAAAGAAAACAAGAAAAAACAAGAAAACCGAAAUAAAAAGGAGAAUAUCAACACAUUCUUUGUCUUCAUUAAUCUGUUCUAUACAUUCUCAACAGAACAUGAAUGGUGAUGGAAAGGGGGGCGAGACUAGGAACUGGGUUAUUUCGAUUUCUCCCUAAGCUCACGAACACUCCCUUUACCUAUAGUAUGAAAAGUCAAAAAAGACCGCAGAGUAACAAGAGAGAAGAAGUAUUUCUUCUACAAUCAUGACAAAAUGAUGUUGUUUGGUCCCAACAAUGUUGGAGCUGUACUAUGAUCGACCUUGCG
Messenger RNA from Hypoxylon fragiforme, 1846 nucleotides. RefSeq lists its product as uncharacterized. Bases 179 to 1378 code for a protein of 399 amino acids. The record is from RefSeq and is a predicted model, not a curated record. The transcript has a single exon. NCBI's taxonomy places the organism in Eukaryota, Fungi, Ascomycota, Sordariomycetes, Xylariales, Hypoxylaceae.